CUUGACCAUUAAAACAUACUUUUGUUGCUAAAACUGGUCAAUUUUGCCAUAUUGAAUGAUCUAUGUGAAGCUGUCACCAUAUGAAAGGUAUGAACAAUGCCUGGAAGUGUCUAAAAAACCCUUGACUAUAAAACAGUGCAGAAAACUAACCAACAUGCCGUAUACUUGUCAUUUCUUUCAGUGAACAAACCUGUGAAGACAAGAUGAUGCACGACAAGAUUCAACUCGUUGUUUUGCUCGCCCUAACAGGAAUCCUGUCCAAGACUUCAGGCGUUCCGUAUCGAUUUGUUCUGAUCGAAGGGCCGAAGACCUGGACAGAAGCGCAAUCGUACUGCAGGGAGAAACACAUGGAUCUGGCGACGGUUCAGAGCGAUGAAGACAGAGCCAAACUAAAGGAGGCAGCAAACGAUGUGAACUUUCAAUCUUUCGCCUGGAUUGGCUUCUACAAUGGUGUCCUCACCUGGCGUUGGUCGUAUCAAAACACGGUGAUCAGCUACACAAAGUGGGAAUCCUGGCAGCCGGACUCGGGCCGCACAGAUGAAGCCUGUGCGUUUGUAGACAGAAACCAACGAUGGGGCGAUGCGACCUGUCUUCUAGAAAAAUAUUUCUUUUGCCAAACUGACGAGAAAGGAAGUGCAAAGUUCAAAUACAUCAAAAUGAGCAUGAAGUGGCGUGAAGCUCAGCUUUACUGCAGAACGCUCUACACAGAUCUGGCCUCCGUUACAGAUGACACUGAGAACACGGCCCUCACAAAUAUAAUUUCUGCAAAUAACGGCUUGGACGCCUGGAUCGGCCUGUCCAAGAACCUGUGGCUGUGGUCAGACCAGACCAAUGUGUCGUGGUCCUCUUUGACAUGGGAGUCCGGACAGCCUAAUAAUGUGAACGGAAACGAAGAGUGUGCAUGUGCCGGGACUGAAGGACAGAUGGCCGACGAUGCCUGCUCGACUCUACGGGCAUUCUACUGCAAAACCCCUGAAGUGAAAAAACAGCUUGUGAGAGUGGCAGUGAAAUCAUCUGGAUAUCUGGACGAAUCUGCAGUGAUGAAGGCCAUCGAAAAGAAGAUGAAUCAGAUCCUCUCAGAUCAGGGAAUGAACAACAUAAUAUGGCGAGUUCAACCCGAUGGCAAGAUCUUCCACCAGACAAACAACACAGAAAAGACGUCAACAGCAUGUGAAGAACACUGACAUCGAUAAUAACUCAUAAAAAUAAGGAAAUGUUUAUGAAUCUCUGGAGGUUUUUAUGAUAAAUUUGUUUUUGACAUGAUGACAUAUUUAACAGUUUAUGCAUUGAUAUUGUUAAUUCAAUACUUUACAUACUCUUAUAAUGUAUAAUUCAUUAAAAAAAAAAAAUAGUCUAGCAUAUUGGGUUCCUCUAGGUACUAAAUCAU
Molecule: messenger RNA, 1387 nt
Organism: Onychostoma macrolepis
Lineage: Eukaryota; Metazoa; Chordata; Actinopteri; Cypriniformes; Cyprinidae
Product: macrophage mannose receptor 1-like
Exons: 5
Coding region: 204-1184 (326 amino acids)
Source: RefSeq, a predicted model, not a curated record